This is a messenger RNA of Paramecium tetraurelia, 2034 nucleotides long. RefSeq lists its product as uncharacterized. The transcript has 5 exons. Lineage: Eukaryota; Ciliophora; Oligohymenophorea; Peniculida; Parameciidae. The record is from RefSeq and is a predicted model, not a curated record.
AUGUUUUCGAAUCCUUUUUUCAAAAAUAGCGGACCUUCGAGUCCAUAGAAUAAUAUGUAAUCAACACAACAAAGACCAUCGGUGUAGGAUAUCAUGAAUAAAUACAAAUAUAAUCCUUAAGAAAGAGUAUCUCAUGUUGAUGAAUAAAUAUUAGGGAGUCUUAACGAAUCCUCAAAUUUUUUAAAUGAACAAUCGAGACAUGACAAGAUGUUUCUAAAUCCAAUCUAACCAUAGUUUGAUUUAGAUCCACCACCAAAAAAGGAUGCAAUUGCUCGUCUAACCUUUGGAGAAGAGAACAAGAAAUUUGAAUCUCAGAAAUUACAAAAUUAGCGAUUGCUCAAUGAGAAUGAUCUCUUUGAUGACAUGUCUCACUUGAAAGAUAAAGUAUUAAACAUGUUGGAGAGGUAUUCUGUGGCUCUGAAAGCUCCUGAACAAUAGAAUAAGAAGAACACUAUCAAACAUCAAUUAGAAUUGGAUGCCAAUCAAGUAGCCUAGGAAUAUUCUUAAAUUGUAGACAAAUUCAACAACCCAGAUUUGUCAGCCAUUUCAAUUGCAGACAGUACAAUACCAGCAUAUAAAGAACAACAAUUGACUUAGAUGUUCAAUCUAGUGGAAGAAUUCCUUACUAAAUUCAAGAAUAUAUCCUAAGUGCAAUAAGAAAAGUCUUAGUUGUUACGAUCACGUAUCAAUGCAGGUGAAUCUCAACUUCAACCUUAAUCGAAUAAGGCAGCAGAAUCAGAAAAACAUAAGCAUUCAAGUCAAGCUGUUAAAAAUAAGGCUCAGGCCCAAUUUGCUCAAUCAAUAACAGUUGGUCAAUCCAAUCUGACUUCCAACAAUUACGAGUAGAAUUUCAGUAAAACCAAUGGAAAUCAAUAGCAAAGUCCAACCAAAACUGCUACUUAUCCGUCUGUCCCAACUACAAUCCCCUCGUAUGAACAGAAAUCAAUUCCCGCUUAGCAACCCAUAACUCAAUUAGACAUGACAGUUUAUACAUAGUUCCCUAAAAUGGAAGAUUCCUUUUAUGAUCAGAAAUAAGUGUCAAUGCAAAGAAUUAAUUCUAAAAUAGCAGCAUUGAAGUAGAAAUUGCAAUAGGAACUCUAAAAGGAGAAUAUGCCAUACACAUAAAAGAUCUUGGGCGAAAUGAUCUCUAGUUUAUAAGAAAUAAUCAACACUCAAGAUUAUUAAUUGGUCAAAACCAUCAUUUUCAGAAUUGAAUAAGGCAUCCAAUAGUUAUCAAACAAUAAGGAAGGAUCUAUCAAUCUCUAUAAAUACAUCAAUAAGGCUUUGCUCAAUUCUAAAAUGAAAACAGAUUUGUUCACUCAAAGAGCCUCCAUGCCUGUACAUGCUCUGCCAGAACAACGAACCAGUUCUACGACUAAGUCUUCUCUUAAUAAUUACUAAACUCCUUCCAAAGUAGAAAGUAGCAACACUAUGAUCACUCAAUAAAUCGAUGUCGAUCGCAAUUUCGAUAAAAAAGCAAGAGAUUAACGUCAUCUAGAGGAACAUAACCUAUAUUUUGAUUAAAGAUUAAGCAAUAUCAAUAAACCAGACAUUCCAAGACCUAAAUAACAAUCAGUUGUGAAUCAAGUCAGCUAUGAAUCGAGAGGAUCAGUCAAUUAUGAAAGGAAAUCUGAUGAUCAUAAACCAUACUCUCAAGAUGCUCGUUUGAGUUAUUAAUUGUAAUUCGAAUCGAGACCUAGCAUCAACUUAGAAUAGAGAUACUCAAGCAAUGAGCCUAAAAACAUUUAUUAUGCAACUGAAUAUCAAAGGAGAUCUGAACAAAGUUCUCUUUAGGAAUCCUAAUAAAAAUUUACUCAGGAGAGGAUAUCUGAAGUCCAGAGACAAUCUGAUAUGCAAAGACCAUCUGAAUAGACUAUGAAGCGAUUGUUUUUUGAUGCUGCUCUGACUCAAAAGAACAAAUUGCCUUCCAACCAUCCAGGUAGGAAUAUAAUGGUUUCAGAUCUUUAUGAAGAUUAUGUAAAGAUGGGAGGAGACAUGCAAAAGUUUAUAUAAUAAUAAUUUGAUCGUUGUUGA